Messenger RNA from Pistacia vera, 1413 nucleotides. RefSeq names its product eukaryotic translation initiation factor-like. Gene Ontology annotation, molecular function: mRNA binding; translation initiation factor activity. Lineage: Eukaryota; Viridiplantae; Streptophyta; Magnoliopsida; Sapindales; Anacardiaceae. The record is from RefSeq and is a predicted model, not a curated record. Gene Ontology annotation, cellular component: eukaryotic translation initiation factor 4F complex.
AGGUUCAUGGUUCAUGAUGUUCUAGAUCUGCGUACAAACAAUUGGGUUCCCAGGAGAGAAAAGGUUAAAGGAAAAAAAAUCACUGAAAUUCAUUCCGAGGCAGAAAAGUCUCUGGGGUUACGUCCAGGUGCCACUACAAGUAUUAGAAAUAAUCGUAUCUCUGGGGCUCAAGUGAUUACUGGUCCAAGUGGAAUGCCCAUCACACGUCCUGGCUCAGGUGGUAUGAUGCAUGGUAUACCAGGAACUAGAAAGAUUCCUGGUAUGAGGCGAAGUACGCCUAGGGGUGAUGGAGCUGGAAUUCAGCCAAUGGGACGUGUCCAUUCAGCAUCACUUAACACGAGACUAUUACCUCAGGGUACUGGCGGCUUAAUGAGUGGCAAAAGUGCCCUGCUGCAGGGGAGUGGUACCCCUCAUGGUCGCCCUGCCAACUUCAAUUCUGGCUCAGAACCUUCAUUCCAAUCUCCUGCAUCUUCUAAACCUGCUCCUGCACCCUAUGUGCCUCCAUUUGUGGAGAAACCACAGGCACCAGCUGUAAGGUUGAACAUGGAUGAACUUGGUAAAAAAACAGUUUCACUUCUUGAAGAAUAUUUCAGUAUCCUAGAUUUGGGUGAAGCACUAACAUGUGUGGAGGAAUUGAAGGCUCCUGGAUACCACCCUGAGUUUGUCAAAGAAUCCAUCUCCCUAGCACUUGAGAAAAGUCCACCUCGUGUUGAUCCACUAGCGAAGCUCUUGGAACACUUGCUUGCUAAGAAAGUAAUUACACCUAGAGACAUAGAGACUGGAUGCUUGAACUAUGGCAGGUUGAUGGAUGAUAUUGCUAUUGAUUUGCCCAAAGCACCUAAUAAUUUUGGCGAGAUUGUUGGGAAGCUCAUUUUGGUGGGGGGCUUGGAUUUUAAAUUCGUAAAGGAGAUCCUUACAAAGAUGGAAGAUGACAAGUUCCAGAAAACUCUUUUUGAUGCAACCAUGAAUACAGUUAGUGAGUCCAUCUGGGCAAAAUAUUGGGAUUCCCAAGCAUCAGAUAUCGAUUCCUGCCGGAGUUGUGUUCUAGCAGUCUAUAUUUCUAUGAAUGAGUACUUAGUUUCAAACAAGCUGCUGCCGAAGGCUGAAAACUCUUCUGAACCUUUCAAAGAAGAAGCUUCUGCUUCAGGACUGCAAGGUCUGAAGAAAGAUGAAGAAGAAGAAAUGAGGGAGAAGGUGAAGUUGAGGGUGAAGUUCCCAGGCAAAGAGUGGAAGCAAGAGCUCAUCAGGUUAGAGAGUCUAAGAGAAGCUGAAGCGCGACUGAAGGAAAUGAGGAGGACAGAACAGGCGAUUCCACUCAAUGGUGACGUUUUACAGGUUGGCGCCUUACAAUUUUUGCAGGCAAAAGAGGGUAAUUUUGCAAAUUGGUCUCACAAGCUGUGGACUUCAUUUUAG